Molecule: messenger RNA, 2122 nt
Organism: Helicoverpa zea (corn earworm)
Lineage: Eukaryota; Metazoa; Arthropoda; Insecta; Lepidoptera; Noctuidae
Exons: 3
Coding region: 554-2122 (522 amino acids)
Source: RefSeq, a predicted model, not a curated record
AUACCCUAUUUUAAUACUGCAACCCCAUGUAGAGGGUGCUAUGUCAGCAAAUUAUAAUAAUAUAAAUAUACGUCGGAUUCGCCCGCGCGGGCAGUCUGUUGUCAUUCUCGACACAUAUCGGUACUAUUUCCAAUUACCAAUUCGUUACUAUUCCUAUUUCUAGUUCUACUAUUUCUAAGUGUCCAAAUAUCCUUAAAUACUGUCAAUUGUGGUGAAAAACCAAUAUAAUCAUUUUUGUGUGUAAAAUUAGUUUUUUUUAAAAACCGUGUUCGAGGAUCCCGUAUAACAUUUGGUGGCAGCGGUGGGAUACCGAAAGUUCAAUAUAUACACAGAUAUAUCCCGAAUACGUCUCCAAAGGACAAACCUUACAAAUUAAAGUGCCAGUGCUACGUUUUCUUCAAUAAUCAAAGGCAAUAAUAAACAACGUUCACCCAAAUAUGCCUUCAACAUCCUAGUGCGCGUGUGUAUUGUGUGCUAGUGAAUCCUGUGGAAUAUAAAAUAAGUGCUGUGUGGAGUUGUUCCUGAGCCUUGAUUAUAAUCAGGCCUCAUCAUCAUGCUGUGGCAGAUCUUCAUUGUCGUGACAAUACUACACAUUCCAAUCGAUGCACGAUCGGACUUUGUCAAGCCUUAUCCUUCAAACGCUGGUAUCUACUUCGAUAGCCUGGGAAAACUUAAAAUAAUUAAGAGUAAUUUAAACGUAAUUAGUUAUGUAGAUAUAUCUUUCAUAAAACCUCAUCUUACUAAUUUGAAUGAAAUCAUAGGUACAUUAAGGUUUAACUGUCAAAAAUUUAACUUAACUUCUUGUGAAAACACGCUAUCUCCUUUAACAGCUCGUUUUACAGACGUUCAACGAGAAUAUGAUUCUAUUUAUCAUCUUAUUUCAAAGCGAUACAAACGUAAUGCAUGGUUUGGCGGUAUAGGUACAGUAUUUAAGCACGUUUUCGGCACGCUUGAUGAAGACGACGCUCUUAAAUACGAUUCUGCUAUAGAAUCUAUACAAAAUAAUCAAAAGAAAAUGGCAACAUUAAUAAAAGAAAAUAUCUUAGUUACUACUUCUACCUUAGAGUCCUAUAAAAAUAUUAUAAACAAAUUAAAAACCAAUCAAGAAAUCAUUAAUGAAUCAUUAAUAUCAUUCCUUAAACAAAUAACAAAUAUCACAGAAAUUACAAACAAUUUAAUCAUAGAAACAAAAGUCCAUUCCAUACUUACCAACCUUGAAAGCUCUUUGCUUACAUUAUCGUUUCAACUCGAAGACUUGAUAAACGCAAUUAUACUCAGUAGUCAAAACAUCCUACAUCCUAACAUUGUAACGCCUGCCCAACUAUACCGUGAACUCGCCGAUAACGAUAGGCACCUACCACGGGACACUGGGAUUCCUAUAUCAUUAAGCCUAGAUAAUAUUCAUUUAAUUUUAAGUAUAUCUAAUGUUGCAUGUUAUUAUUUUAAGAAUAAACUUGUAUUUGUUUUGCAAGUGCCCCUCGUUACCAAUGAGGAAUUCAAUUUAUAUCAUACUUUGGCUCUGCCUACUCCUCAUAGAGUGGAUAACCCAAAUAGUUAUAGUUUAAUCUCUCCUACUAGUUCGUAUAUUGCUAUUUCUAAUAGUAAACAAUUAUAUUGUAAUUUAGAUAGUUUACGUAAGUGUAAGACCAUAUACUCUGAGUUCUUUUUAUGCGAAGUACCGGUAAUCUCGACGACAAGUGAUAACCCGAUAUGCGAAAGUGAACUAUUAACGAAAACUGUUAAUGCUAUUCCUAAACGGUGUGUUACCAAAACCAUAUUCGGCGAGCUAGACAUUUGGCAACCACUAAUAAACAAUCGGUGGAUUUUCGUGCAGUCUCGUCCGAAUAAAGUGUCUAUCGAGUGUGGUGUUUCAGAAAUGCGUGAGAUUAUAGUGUCCGGUACGGGUAUUUUAGAUACCCCAAAACAGUGCACAAUCUAUACAAAAAGUGUAAGACUGAUAACUUCCGAUGACUCUUAUAAUAUAAUUUUGGGGGCUCGUCCGGGAUCAGUGCUGUGGAUACGAUUCGUACCGACGAACAAAGACGCCACGUGGAACGCCAUUACGCCUCUGCGCGCCGCACCGGUUUCCUUCGAAAAUUAUUACGACGACGACGACGACUAA